AUGGCAGAAUACCGUUAUGUGCAUCUCACGGGAAGCGUCCAAAGACCUCGUGCUCGGAGUCCGGAGCCGACAUGCACGGGCCGAACCCAUUUGACCAGUAGUGAUAUCGACGCAGAUUUCUACGCUCGGAAGUUGAUACGAAACACAGCACCUUCACUAAGCGUUUACUUAGAUUCUACGCCAUCACGAGAAAAAACUCCAUCAGUGCUUGGGAGCGGGCGCUACUUGGGCUCAUCAGCGAUGUCACCAUCGUCGGCAUACGACGAUUUGCAUAGAGCAUCACCCCCAUCAUCGAGAGUUCUCGACAUCAACGAGCGAUACAGUACUCCUUCGCAUUCUACCGGACUGGAGAGCACCUUCAGACCUUAUACCACGACUCGUUCUGUCGACAUUCGAACGUGCCCAGGAAGGCCCAAAGUAUUUCAGCCCUCUCAUGUGGUGCCUUUCGUCACAUCGUGCGCUAAAUGCUUCAACAAUGGUAAGCGAAAAAACACUCAAGUUUUCUGCCCACACGUCAUGGAACGCUGCAACACAUUCGGUGGAGCAUUUGAAGAUAAACUCUUCGGACAAUACAGGAAUGUCGCAAUGGAGAAAAAAUUCUGA
Molecule: messenger RNA, 603 nt
Organism: Galendromus occidentalis (western predatory mite)
Lineage: Eukaryota; Metazoa; Arthropoda; Arachnida; Mesostigmata; Phytoseiidae
Exons: 1
Coding region: 1-603 (200 amino acids)
Source: RefSeq, a predicted model, not a curated record